GGUUAUAUUGGUACAAUGGUAUAUAAAGAUCAGCGUCAGAACUGCCGGUAUCAUUUCUUAUCCUGCAAUACUACAUUCAACAUGAACAGCAAGGUCCUUCUCUUCAUUUGCCUCGCAGCCGUUGUAGCUGCCGAGAGCCGGGAAUCCUUCGAGUCCUACGAGUCAGGUGAAGCGAAAUACGACUUCAACUGGGCUGUCAAACAUGACGAUUCUGGCAACGAUUUCGGCCACCAGGAGGCCCGUGACGGAGACCACACACAGGGAUCCUAUUACGUGCAGCUCCCCGACGGCCGCCUGCAGACCGUCAGGUACGUCGUGGACGGCGACGACGGAUAUGUGGCCGAAGUGAACUACGAGGGCGAGGCUCGUUACCCUGACUCAUACGAGUCAAAUGAGUCGAAGUAGAUUAUUUUUCGUCUUUCUAUUUUACUGCAUAUAACGUGACCCAUCAACAGACAACACUUUAUUAU
This is a messenger RNA of Penaeus indicus, 470 nucleotides long. Its product is annotated as pro-resilin-like. The transcript is spliced from 3 exons. The record is from RefSeq and is a predicted model, not a curated record. Gene Ontology annotation, cellular component: extracellular matrix. The coding region runs from base 16 to 405 and encodes 129 amino acids. NCBI's taxonomy places the organism in Eukaryota, Metazoa, Arthropoda, Malacostraca, Decapoda, Penaeidae.